Messenger RNA from Lymnaea stagnalis (great pond snail), 6223 nucleotides. NCBI's taxonomy places the organism in Eukaryota, Metazoa, Mollusca, Gastropoda, Lymnaeidae. The record is from the annotation of a GenBank genome assembly.
AGAGCUACUUACAGUGUGUUAAUGUUCUGAUAUGUAUUUUUUGGCCAUCGUACCAGCUGUCGGAGAUAACAAUAUGGGCCUUUAACGAAAACGCGUUGAACAAAUAAUACAUGUUAUUAUUGUUUUAAAUUUAGAUUUUUUUCUGAUAUAAGGUAUAUUUAAUUUUGUAUUAUUGUCGCAUAGUGAUGUCUUUGCCAGUUGACAAUGAUAUUCAUGAAUUAAAAUUGGGAAACAGCUUCGAUACUCACUCGAAAGUAGGAUUUCAUACCAUACGAUGUAAGUAAAGUUUAAGUACUUAAGUUACAAAUAAAUAUUACUUUGGGUUAAGGCUAGGACAAUCAUAAUAAAUUAACUUGUGCAACAGAUAGUAUCGUUUUACCCUUCGUUUUACUAUUAAAAGUUAUAAUUGUUUUAAAUAAUAAUUAGGUGCUCAUUUUCAUUUAUUGAAAGUUAUAUAAAAAAUAAUAUGGGUGAUACAAAAAAUAAAAUUAAGUGCAGAGUACAGUAAAAUAACUUUUAAGAUGUCAAGUAAGUGUACAUUUUUUACUGUAACUAGUAACUAGGCUAAAUAUAGAGUAGAGCAUGUUAUUGUUAUAAUGUAGCUACCUAGAUUAAUAAUCUUGCUCUUCUACACACAUCCAUUGGACUUGGACAGACAACUAGGCAACUUAAUAGUAUAGGCUUCUAUUUCUAUUAUACUAUAAAUUAAAAUUAUACUGUAUACUCAGCAUGACUGUAUGAAGAAUGUGACUAUACUAUACUAUAUGCCAUAUAAUAUAUGAAGUGUCUACAGGUCCGGCGACCGGAUGAAUAAUUCUCGAGAUAUUCAUCCGGCGACCAGGUCACACGACUGCCGUAUCAAAGUUGGGCAUGAUAUCUGUUUGACUGUUUGUCAGUCUAGUCACUUGACCACUAAUGAUCUAUCUUAAACUGGCGUCGGAGAUGCAUGGGAGGCGAGGGGGGCAACGAGUAUACACUUUAUUUCAAGAAAUAAGUAAGUGGGGGGGGGGGGAGCAAUGGCGCAAUGCAUACUAGAAGGAAGAAAUACUGAAAGCAAGAGAGAAAGGACAAAAAUGAUUGUGAGGGUGAUAAAUAAUUAAGGCGGGGAUGUCCAAAGUUCACAAAUAGAAAUAGACCCUAUAUCUUAAUAUAGGCCAAUGUUGAGUGCUGUACUGUUGGGGAAGCCUACUUCUCACGCAAUAUUAAUAGCCUAAAAUAAAACUUUUUUGACACUAUUUGGAUAGAUCUAUUGACAUUCAACUGGCAAGUAUUGAUCUUAUUUUCUUUGGUUCAUAUUUUAAAUUUAGGCUAUUAGGUUGACCUUUUUAAGAUAUUUAAACCAAGAUAACGAGACUUUUUUUUUUUUUUUUUAAAUUUUUCCAGCAACCUCUUGUCAAAUGACAUGUCUGCCAGAAUAAUAACACAAUCUAUUCGUCCGCCAUUCAUUGGACAUGCCUGCUGUUAGGCUAUUAGGUUGACCUUUUUAAGAUAUUUAAACCAAGAUAACGAGACUUUUUUUUUUUUUUUUUAAAUUUUGCCAGCAACCUCUUGUCACAUGACAUGUCUGCCAGAAUAAUAACACAAUCUAUUCGUCCGGCAGUCAUGUGACAUGCCUGCUGGCAGAAUAUCUCCCGCACCAUUUUUCCAGUCGACGGACAUGUAGACACCGCCUAUAAUAUAUGGCAUGUUAUAGUAAAUAAUACUAUAUAUAAUAUAUAGUAUAGUUACUAAAUUAUAUAGUUUUUAAGUUUAAGACUUAGUAUUAAUUAGGUUAAACCAGGGCGUAAAUUAAGUACCAGCCUCAAAACAAGGAAUAUUUAAGAAACAUUCUGCUGACACAAUAUCAAGAGUAUUUUAAAUUUUAGAGUUGUUUUAUUUGAUUUUUAAAUAAGAGGCUAGUUAAUUAGUUUUAAUUACUCUAAAAUUAAGAUUUAAGAUGAUCAUUAUGUCAAAAAUGCUAAUCCUACUUAGUACGCCAUUGGACUUAUUUGCUAAUUGAUGAGGAAAAUAAAUAACAAAAGAUUUGUUUUAUAUGAAGUUUAAAAAUGGAGUGUACUAGAGGAUAAGUAGUAGUAAUAGUCAUAUGCAAAUGUGAUUUAAGUCUUAUUAUGUAGCCCCCACUAUAUCUGUUUCUUAUACUUUAUUAAAGCUUUCUAACAAUGGCUAUUGCAAUUUUUGUAAUGUAAUAGAGUAGUAUAUAUUGUACGAAGUGUACUUGGGAUAAAAUAUAGGUCUAUUGAAAUAUCUUUAAAAAUCUACAUUUAGAUGACUUUAAGCCUGCUUCAGUCGACACCAACAAGGAGGCAUGUGUUGAGGUUGGUAAAGGGAAUCAGGUGACAGUUACUGUUCCUCAUGUGGAGGUAAGGAAUUUUCAUUUCUAACAUAACUUAUUGGAACUACUUUUUUAAAAUCUGAGCUCCAUUAAUAGCCAGUCUUUUUUUUCUUUCCUUCAUUGUUUUUAAAUUAAUGAAGAACUGCCAAGAACAUGUAAUUUAAAUAUUCCCUGUAAUGUUAUGAUAAUAUAAAACAGGCCACUAAGUCUGUCCAACAUUUUUUACUACCCACCUUGUGCCAAUGUGAUCAUAUCUCUCACAUUUAUCAUUCUCAUACACCGCUAUCCGUCAGAUCAGCUCCAUCCUCCACUACCUCACACUUAGCGCAACAAAACCCUAGUCUGUGCUCUUGUUCUCUCUCAUCUUGACUAUUUCAACUUUUUCUUCUGUCAGGUUCACCAAAACAUUUCAUAGAAAAACUACAAAAGGUUCAAAACUCGGCUGCUAAGCUAAAGGAAAAAAAACAUCACUCCACUACUCCACUCACUUCAUUGGCUCCCUUUACUAGCACAUAUUGAAAUUGCUACAAACUCUGUUCUCAGCCACAAAUUUUUCUCGGAUUCCUGCCCUUCCUAUCUAAUCAAACUUCUUUUUGUCUAUUCACCCCUUCGAAAGCUUCGCUCCUUUGCAGACACAUGUAUUCUUUCUUUUCCCAAGACAUGCACUAAAAUAUACGGUGAACGAUCUUUCUCUUUCUGUGCCCCCAAACAAUGGAAUUCUCUUACUCUACACAUCCGAAAUAUACUGACCAUUCAGGCCUUCAAAACGACACUCAAGACACAUCUCUUUAAAUUAUACAGCUGUUUUUUAAUUAAAUAAAUGUGUGUAAUUUUUUAAUGUCAUGAUUAUGUUUGCUAAUAUUUUUAUGUGCAGUGCUGUGAGCCCAGCCCUAGGCUGGGGUAUUGCGCUAUAUCAGAUCACUGUAAUAAUAAUAAUAAUAAUAUAUUCCUUAGUUGGGAGAGCUGUGCUUUUGUUUUUAUUGAUGCACUUUUAAUGACGAAAUAAUGAUACAUCUACACAAUAUGAAUUCUAUUAUUUUCUAAUAAUUUUGAUUUUAGGGAUCUGGUAUAAGCCACACUGUAUUCAAAGGAAAUAAGCAGCCUGUGAUGAAAGAAUGUGUCCUUAUAAUUGAUCACAAUACUGGGACAUUCACUCUUGAACAGUUAACUAGCAAAAUAACUGUUAAGAAAACCAGGUAAGCAAACUGUAUUUUAAUGACUAUCAAACUCUCUGGCUAAGAAAUUCUUAACUAUUUAAUUAAACUUGUACCUUGAAAUUAAGUAUACGAUCCAUAUUUUUUGUUGUUAUUAAGGAAUUUGCAAUUAGUGGGAAGGCUGUUAAAAUGCCAUUUGGCCAAGAUUCACUUAUAUGUUUGAUCUGAUAUCCUGAAAGUAUGGUGGCUCUACUUCAAUGCCCUAUCUAAUUUACAUUAUGACCUUUCCCACUUAUUUUACAAGGACAGGAAUGGUUUUUGAACCUAUGUCCUGGUUUUGUGUGAUCCGAAACAGUACAGUUUAAGACUACACUUUAAAAAAAAAAUGAUUUUUGAUUUAUCAAAAGAUCGAGUAUAUAUCUGAUAUCCAAUGCUAGGCAUAACUAAAUUACACAACUAAAAGAAAUACAAUUAAGCCAAAUUGGCGUCACAAAAAUAUUUUUUUCAAAAGGACAGCUCACUGACAGAAGCGCAGUCCAUGUAAUCACAAAUAAUUGUUUAUUUUGGGACACCCAUGGUGGCAAAAGACAAAAGCGCAUCUUAAAUGUUGAGUUAGCCACACUGACAGAAGUGCUCUCAGUGUAGUCACAAAUAACUGUUUAUUUUCGGACACCUGUGGCGCCAAAUACUUUCAGGGUCAUGUUUUUUUUUUCAAUGUAAAAAUUUUAAUGUCCUGGUUUUACAUUUGAAAAAAAAGGUUUCCUUAUGCUUCUGUUGUUAUUUAAUUUACAAUAAAAUGAGUAGUGAAACUCUUGACUUCACAACCCUGAAAAUAAAAAUGGAAGUCUAAAGCUAUAUUUAUGACUUAACUCACAUGUUGUAAUAAAUCAAUUAUGUUAACUAUAGUUGAUAAAAUGAUAAAAUAUAGUAAAAUAAUCAUUUCAGAUUGGAUGGUAGCAGUAAAGCUAUGCAACAUAUUACUGGGAGAGUAACUCCUGUUGACAAGAAACAGAUUAUUGCAUCUUCUUCUUCUCCCAAAGGGGAUAACUAUUCAAUUACACCUAUACACAGUGAAGCAUCCAAAGGUAUGGUAAACUUAAGAAAUUAUUCACAUUAGUAUUACUGAAAUAGAUCUGAAUAUCUAUUUAAUUUUGUAAACAAAAUUUGCUUCAUGAACUAAAAAUCUUGAUUUUACCUUCUUAGGAACAGAUGAUAUUGCAUUAGUUGGGGAAAUAACUGACAGCUCAGAUGAAGAUGUAGAAGCUGUGGUCAAGCCAUCUAAUCACCAUACAAGUAAGAUAUUUUAAGAUAAACAUUUGUCCCCUGAGACACAGUAUAUUUUAAGGAGCAUUUAUUGGGUGUAUUUGAAUUUUAAUUUUAAAAAACUUCACAUAAUUUUUUUUUAGGAUGAAUUUUCGGCUGUUAAAAAUGUCUUUUCUUUCAAAUUUUCAUAACAGAUUCUCAUCACCCUUCCAGUAAUAUGAAAUUUGAUGUCUUAGAUGAUGACUUGGCCCUCAGUGAAUCUGGCAGUGACAGUGAAUAAACCUAUGAUCACUAUCAAUUUUAACUUAUGAACGAACCUCUUCAAAAUAUUUUAUUUACCAUGAGAUUCAUUUUUUUUUUGGUUGCUUUUGUGUGAGUUUGCUUUUUGAAAAUACUCUUAAAAAUGUUCUGAUGUGACCGCUUGGUACAGUUGGUGAAGAUGAGAUGCUGUUCAAAAAAAGUUGUAUAUGAUCAUAAUAUAUUUAAGAUGUCAGUUAUUCUCCUGAUUGUUGAUGUUGCAUUAUAAUUCAAAUCAUAUGUCCUUACCAAUGCUGAUGGAUAAACUGCACAAUUUAUUAGGGUAUCAUUCCAUUGAUGGAAUGUGUAAAUAUCCGUAUAUAAUGAACACUCUAUUUUUACGGGUACUUAUCUAAGAAGCUCCAACAGAGUGGUCAUCACUAAAAAGCUCUUAAUUGUUAUUAUUUUUAAAAAGUAUUUUAUGUGUUACACUGCUAAUUUAAUAUGAAAUAAUAUCAUAAUACUGCUUGUAACGUAAAUAAACUUAAGAAUUUGUGAAUUUAAAAAAAAUCCUGUUUUUAACAUUCAUACUAAGGCCUCUUCCAAUUUUUGUUUUAUUGUUUAUCUUGAAACUAUUCCUUUUGUAAUUAUAUUUCUUGCUUUGAUCUGUUUUGAGUGAAUUUGCUUAAUUAUACUAUUAUUUUAUGUGUCCAUUUUUUUUUUCAAAAAGUAUAAAUUCUUGUUUUGCCAUCUGAUGCAAACUGAGGUAUUUUUUUGUUUGUAAUUGCAAAUUAUUGCCUCUUUUCAUUGCCCACCCAGCCUCAGACUUAUAUUUAAGAGCCUUUUCUAAAUUAAAGUCUGGUGGUGUGGCAAUCUUCAAAGAGGUGCAUAUGAUGGGGCAGAAAAUAUAUUUUUCUUCAAAUAGAUGAGCUAGUUCUUAAAAACAAAGCUGGGAAAAGUUAAUGAGCUGGAGUUUAAAGUGAAGUUUUGAUGUCUCCUUUUGGUAACUAACUGAUAAUGUUAUAAAUAAUAGUUUAUAUCAAUGGUACUACCAGUGUAUUAGUUAAUCUUUUGUCCACUUGAAUGUCUCAAUCAUAGUGUCGAAGUUACAUCUAAAGCAGUGAAUUUAUGUCUAAUUAGAGACUGAAUCCUAUGCCUGUAUCUCUGGAAAAUAGAUUUCAUGAUGCCUUUCAUUAAUUUUAUGUUUAUUCUGCAAUACAAAAUACAUGCAUGAUGU